AUGGUCGAUUCGAGGCAGUACCUGACAGCCCAUACUGUGGAUGAUGCUACAACGCCCAAGGCGGUACUCUCAGCUGGCGGAUCGUCAACCCUCCACGUGCACGACACGACAGACCCUUCGUUCCCUUUGAAGCAGUCCAUCUCUAACGCGCACAAACUCGGCUGCCACCACAUUUGCACAUCGAGAAAUGGAAAGGUCGCAGCAAGUGCAGGCUUUGGCGGAGAGUUGAAACUUUGGACAGUAAAUCAAGACACUGGUGAAUGGUCAAACAGUGGCGAAAUCACCGGACCUGCAGUCAAACCGGGUGAGGUGUGGGCUUUAGCACUCAGCGAAGAUGGGUCAUAUCUGGCUAGCACGACAAACGACGGACGUAUCAACGUCUGGGACCUUACGGAUGAGAGUAAACCAAAGAUUCAAGAGUACGAGACAGGAAGCGCUGGGUCAGGCAGCUUUGGGAUGAGCGUCGAUCUCAGCAGAGAUGCCAAAUACACUGCCAGCGGUCAUCAAAAUGGAGCAGUGUACAUCUUCAACAACGACACGGGAAGAAUGUUACAUGCCCUAUCAGGACUAGCAAAACCUGUUCGAGCAGUAGCAUUCUCGCCUGCUAGCUCGAGACUUGCUGCCGCGGGUGACGCAGGAGUCAUUGCCCUGUAUGAUAUGAAGCACGGUGAACAUGUGGGCAAUUUGACCGGCCAUUCUUCAUGGAUUACGACAAUCGACUGGAGUGAUACUGGGGAGUUUCUACUCAGCGGGUCAAUGGAUGGCAAAGUCAAGGUAUGGUCAAUUGAGCGCAGUGCUUGUGUGGCCACACACAGCGAGACAGACAAGGCAUUGUGGACGGCGCGCUGGCUUCCCAAGUCGGGGAAAAGCGAGUUGUUCUGCACCGCGGGUGCGAAUAGAAGUCUGUCCUUCUACCGCGAGGCAACUGGAGCCUAG
Messenger RNA from Metarhizium album ARSEF 1941, 936 nucleotides. Its product is annotated as WD40 repeat-like-containing domain protein. The coding region runs from base 1 to 936 and encodes 311 amino acids. The record is from RefSeq and is a predicted model, not a curated record. Gene Ontology annotation, molecular function: protein binding. Gene Ontology annotation, cellular component: Cdc73/Paf1 complex. Lineage: Eukaryota; Fungi; Ascomycota; Sordariomycetes; Hypocreales; Clavicipitaceae. The transcript is spliced from 4 exons.